Molecule: messenger RNA, 1212 nt
Organism: Leptosia nina
Lineage: Eukaryota; Metazoa; Arthropoda; Insecta; Lepidoptera; Pieridae
Source: the annotation of a GenBank genome assembly
AUGUCUAACAAGGGAACAACAGUAGAUGAUGGUGAAAUUGCAAAGUUGUCUGAAAUUAUAGAUUGGUGGGAUCCUACCGGAGGUAAGAAAAUCCUCCACGGUCUUAAUAAAUUCAGUUUUUCACUAGCACAAAAAGAAAAUGCUUCAAAACCUUUGGCUAAUUUAAAAAUAUUAGAUGUUGGCUGCGGGCCCGGUCUGCUAUCUGAGGAAUAUGCAUCGAAAUAUCCGAACAAGUACGAUAUCGUGAUAGCUUCCGAAGUUGUAGAGCACGUAGCGAAUGUAGAACUAUUUCUCAACUCUUGCGUCGAUACACUUAAGCCUGGAGGAAAGAUCUUCAUCACAACAGCGAACAGAACGCGACUCUCAUUCAUCUCUCAUUUCAUCGUAAUCUUUCUGUUUGAGGAAGUCCUAAGAAUUUUUAAGAAGGGACUCCACGAUAUAAAAAAAUUCGUUACACCUGACGUCACAGCAAUGCUUAAUAAGAAUGAAGAAGAAAUAAAUAAGCAUAAAAUGUUGAAAGAUGUUGUAUGGGAUCCACACGGUCGUUGUGUGACUUUACACAGCUUGAAUCAUCGCAGAGUCCCCUACAUCAUUAACGGCCUUAUAUCAAAACCCGAAAUAAGAAAGUCACCACAUCCUCUAGCAGAUAAAAAAAUAUUGGAAGUUGGUUGUGGAGGCGGUAUUCUUAGUGAGGGUUUAGCCAAAGUCGGGGCAGUUGUAACGGGAAUUGAUCCAUGUCAAGAAUUGGUUGAUUUAGCCAAAGAACACAGCAACAUUUACCCGAAAGUAGCAGAGAAUAAACCGACCUAUUUGUGUACAACUAUUGAGGUUCACGCCCAAAAAUAUCGUGACUACUACGAUGCGGUCAUAGCUUCCGAAGUGAUAAUGCAUGUCGCAAAUAAGGAUUUAUUUCUUAAGCAAUGCAUAGAAACAUUGAAACCGGGAGGAAAAAUCUUUAUAACAGCACCAAAUAAAACGAUAACCUCGAAAAUCGAAAUUUUCAUGUUGGAAAAUGUCUUCAAAGGUGCAGCUAAAGGCAUUCAUGAUUAUGAAAAAUUCAUGACACCUCACGAGAUAUCAAGGAUUUUAGAAAAAAACAACUGCACAGUUAAUAACACGCAUGGAUUAGUGUUUUAUCCCUACGUUGAAAUAUGGCAAUGGGUAUUCUUUCAAUCCCUGUGGUUUGCACUAGAAGCUACAAAAAAUGACUAA